AGCUCCAAGAAGCCAACAGUGACAGAAGGAGGCAGAAGAGCUGCGCUUUGUUUUUGUUUACAUCGCAGAAACCGAUGCUACUGACGCAGUUGGAUCGACAGCGGCCGUUUGUCUUUCUGUCACCUGGAAGCUGAACAUACCUGUGAAGCCUGUCUCUCCUCCUCGGUUCUAAUUGGGUGGAAAAUAAAGCUACAGUUGGGAGCUUUUUAUCACCGCCGCUAUGGCUCAGCAGAGAGGAGUCAACAGCCUGCAGUUCAACCAGGAUCAAAGCUGUUUCUGCUGCGCAAUGGAGACUGGAGUCAAAAUCUACAACGUGGAGCCGCUGAUGGAGAAGGGUCACCUUGAUCAUGAGCAGGUAGGCAGUGUAGCUCUGUGCUCCAUGCUGCAUCGCUCCAACCUGCUGGCCUUGGUUGGAGGUGGAGUGAAUCCUAAAUUCUCAGAAAUAUCCGUUCUGAUCUGGGAUGAUGCUCGAGAAUCCCGGGACUCCAAAGAUAAGCUGGUGCUUGAGUUCACCUUCACCAAACCUGUUCUAGCCGUCCGCAUGAGACACGACAAGAUCAUCAUUGUGUUGAAGAACAAGAUCUUUGUGUACAGUUUUCCAGACAACCCUGUCAAGCUUUUUGAAUUUGACACCAGAGAUAACCCCAAAGGUAUCUGUGAUCUAUGUCCCAGUCUGGAGAAACAGCUGCUGGUAUUUCCUGGUCAUAAAUGUGGAAGCCUCCAGCUGGUUGACUUGUCCAACACCAAACCCGGCACAUCAUCUGCACCGUUUACCAUCAACGCCCACCAGAGUGAGAUCGCCUGCGUGGCCUUGAACCAGCCGGGCAGUGUUGCAGCUUCGGCAUCCCGCAAAGGAACCCUCAUCCGUCUGUUCGAUACCACAACCAGAGACAAACUGGUGGAGCUGCGCAGAGGGACUGACCCAGCCACCAUCUACUGCAUCAACUUCAGCCACGACUCGUCCUUCCUGUGUGCGUCCAGCGAUAAAGGCACCGUCCACAUCUUCGCUCUGAAGGACACCAAACUCAACAGGCGCUCAGCUCUGGCUCGUGUCGGGAAGGUGGGCCCUGUUAUUGGUCAGUAUGUGGAUAGCCAGUGGUCCCUGGCCAGCUUCACAGUGCCUGCUGAGUGUGCCUGCAUCUGUGCUUUUGGGAAAAACACAUCCAAGAAUGUGAACUCAGUCAUUGCCAUCUGUGUAGACGGGACCUUCCACAAGUAUGUGUUCACACCUGAUGGAAACUGCAACCGAGAGGCCUUCGACGUUUAUCUGGACAUCUGUGAUGAUGACGACUUCUGAGAGUAAAAGUCAUCAAAAUGGGCGGAGCCUAAGAAAGGCCACUGCCCUGAAGAGACUGUGACUUGGAGAUGGUGGAAAGAAAAACAAACGAUGCAGCCCCACAAACUCAGUUUAAAACAGCUGUAUGCUCUGUUUGUAACAGUCCAAUAUGCGCGUUCUCUGGAUGAUGAACAUCACAUGAGUAAUUUAGUGUAUGUAUAAAAACUGAAAGGAGACAAACUAAAAUGAAAAAUGUUUUAUAUAAACCCAUUUUUCCUUAAUUCUAAGUAAUAAAUUGAUAUUUUAUUGAUGUUGAUGAAUAUAUCA
Messenger RNA from Cyprinodon tularosa, 1603 nucleotides. It is a transcript of the gene wdr45, whose product is annotated as WD repeat domain 45. Gene Ontology annotation, molecular function: protein binding; phosphatidylinositol-3-phosphate binding; phosphatidylinositol-3,5-bisphosphate binding. Lineage: Eukaryota; Metazoa; Chordata; Actinopteri; Cyprinodontiformes; Cyprinodontidae. Gene Ontology annotation, cellular component: phagophore assembly site membrane; extrinsic component of membrane; cytosol. The coding region runs from base 221 to 1297 and encodes 358 amino acids. The record is from RefSeq and is a predicted model, not a curated record. The transcript is spliced from 10 exons. Gene Ontology annotation, biological process: nucleophagy; autophagy of mitochondrion; protein lipidation.